AUGUUGCUGUACACCAAGGAACUCGUGGCUCCGCGGCCGCGACCAGGACUACUUCGCUUCAGGAACAAGCCGCCUGGCAUUAAGUUCCGAGAAAGACUGCGCAGCUCCUUCGCCCACUCCAGCAUCCAUGGGAUGCAGCACGUCUUCGGGGAGCAGCAUCUCUGGCAGCGCUGCCUGUGGCUCGCCAUCGUCCUGGGAGCGGUGAUCACCGGAUUCAGUCUGUACACCGUGCUAAUGCAUCGGCACAGCGAGCAGCUCCUGGUCAGCCUGAUAGAGACCACACAGUUGCCAGUGUACCACAUCGACUUUCCAGCUGUGGCCGUUUGCCCCUGGAGUCAUUUCAACUGGCAGAGGGCUCCGUCGGCAUUGCUCCGCUUUCUGCCACGUCAUCCGAAUGCCGAGCUCCGGGAAACAUUUCGCCAGCUACUCGCCAGUCUGGACAUUAUGAACUUCUCCAACUUUAACCGUAUACGGAUUCUGACCAAAAGAAAUCUGACGGGGAUUAGCUAUCUGAAACCGUCGGACCUGAUGAACUACAUGACCUAUCGAUGCGAUGAACUCUUCGUCGCCGAUUCUUGCGUCUUCGAUGAGACUCCCUACGACUGCUGCAAGCUUUUUGUGCGGGAGCAGACGGUGAAGGGCCAGUGCUUGGUCUUCAACUCCAUGAUUUCGGAGAACUCUCGCAAGAAGCACCUGACCAACCAGUUCUAUCCCUACAAGCUGAGCACCGCUGGCGAGGAAUCGGGCCUCAAGUUCACGAUCAAUGCGAGCUACUCCUUUAUGAACAACAUAGACGCUCUGACUCCAUUUGGAAUGAAUCUCAUGAUAAAGGAACCACACCAGUGGUCCAAUGAAAUAUUGUACCACCUGUACCCGGAUACGGAGAACUUCGUUGCUGUGCAUCCGAUGGUCACUGAAACCUCUCCAAAUACCUAUGAGAUGAGUCCCAAAAGAAGACGUUGCUACUUUGAUAACGAAAAGAACCCUACCUUCCAGAACACUUCGUUGACUUAUAACCGCGAAAACUGCCUGGUGGUGUGCCUCCACUUAGUUGUGUGGAAGACCUGCCAGUGCUCGCUGCCAGCUUUUCUGCCACCCAUUGAUGGAGUUCCGGAAUGUGGAAUCAACGAUGCACAAUGCUUAGGCUACAAUUCCGAUAUAUUCUCUUACGUGAAGAUGGGUGAUCAGGAGAAAUACAUUAACGACUCACGACAGGGUCACUUUUGUGAUUGUCCAGACAAUUGCAAUUCACGGCUGUACAAAAUGUCGCUUAAUGUGCGCAAAUUAGAUUACCCAAAAAACUCAACAGAUCGAUUGAUAAAAGCCCAGGUUUAUUAUGGCCAGCGUUUCAUGACCAAAAUUGUUACGAAACUCAAGUACACCAGUGUAGAUUUACUGGCCAACUUUGGCGGCAUCAUAAGUCUGUAUAUAGGGGCCUCCGUCAUGAGUUUUAUAGAGUUUUUAUUUGUGCUGGGAAAGCUGAUGUGGGUUUUCAUCAAAGAUGCGCGCACGAAAUUAAAAGGGAAUACUAAGUAGCUUACUUUAAAAAAUGAUGUAU
This is a messenger RNA of Drosophila mauritiana, 1558 nucleotides long. Its product is annotated as pickpocket protein 19. Bases 1 to 1536 code for a protein of 511 amino acids. Gene Ontology annotation, cellular component: membrane. NCBI's taxonomy places the organism in Eukaryota, Metazoa, Arthropoda, Insecta, Diptera, Drosophilidae. The record is from RefSeq and is a predicted model, not a curated record. Gene Ontology annotation, biological process: sodium ion transmembrane transport. Gene Ontology annotation, molecular function: ligand-gated sodium channel activity. The transcript is spliced from 5 exons.